AGGAGGGAAAGGGAAGACCUGACGGACGGGCUUCACGAGGAGCUGUGGUCACACACACUCUUCCUUACCACCUUCACACUCCCACACAUCUUGGAGAGAGAGCCUGCUUCCACUGACUGGCCGAGCUCCCGGAGUAGACGGGAGGGAAAGUUUGAGGCAUUACAGCAAACCUAGAGAGUAGUGAGUAGUACAGGUGCCUUGAAAGAAAGGCUAACUUCGAAAUAGCCAAGAAGAUUUGCCGAAGGUUGUUGCCUGCAAGUUGGAGUUGUUCCGCCCUGAUCGUUGGGUGUCUUCUGUCAUUCAAGUCUUUUUUUAGUACUUUAUUUUUACCUCAGGACUGCGUUCUUGCACACCGGGCAACGAGUGUGCAUGCUUCAGCCCUCUCUGUCUGCAAGUAAGCUUGUGCGUGUUUCAUCGGACUCUACUUGAAACCGAGCCAUGGCCGACACAGAUUUCAAACUGGAGCGCGCCGUCUUCGCCGAAGUCUCUGAUGAUGACGAUGAAGAGGUCGCCUUGGUGCCCGCUGCCAGCAAACCUGCCACGACCUCCAAGGUGUUCAAGUCAAAACGAGGUGACGACGAUGAUGACGACGACUCAGAAGAGGUGGACCUGGUGUUGGGUCCGGGACUUGACGGAGGCGGCAGCGGUGAGGCCCAGAAGUCUGAUGCCCAGGCGACCGGCAUGAUGGUCCUGGCACUCCUAGACAAAAUCAUAGGUGUGGUGGAUCAGAUCCAGCAGACUCAGACAGGCCUCGAAGCCAAACAGGAGACCAUGGAGAAGAACAUGAGCAGCAUCCAGACCGAGCUGGCGAAGCUGGCGAAGAGUCACGUCGGAACGGCCGGGACGGUCAACAAGCUCCUGGACAAGGUGCGGAAGGUGAACGUCAACGUGAAGAGCGUACGCACAGACCUGGAGAAGCAAGCGGGACAGAUCAAAAAACUGGAGAACAAUGAGCAUGAGCUCCUCAAGAGGAAGAACUUCAAAGUGCUCAUCUUCCAGGACAAGGUGAAACCUGUGAAGGUCUCUAAGAAGCCAGUGGCUGCAGGAGAGGAAGGAGAGCUGGUGUUGAGUGAAGGAGGAGAUGAAGAACAUGGCUCCGAAGAGGAAGUUGAGGUUGAGGAGAUCAUAGAGGAAUCUCGUGCCGAGCGCAUCAAACGCAGUGGCCUCCAGAAGGUGGACAAGCUGAAGAUGGCCUUCAGCAAAGAGCAGAUGGAGAAAACCAGACAGAAAACCAAGGAGAACCUGGAGAAAACCCGAAUGAGAACUAAAGAGAACCUGGAGAAGACACGUCAGAGAACCCGAGAGAACCUCGAGAAGACUAAGAAGAGCCUUGGCAAGAAGAUGGGUAAAAUAGGAACCAAGAUGACGCCUAACACCGAACGUCGUGAGAAGAUCCGUAGCUCCAGAGAGAAGAUGAAGAAGUCACUGACGCCCGACCACACCAUCUAUGCCCGCUCGAAAUCAACCACCUACCGCGUACCGCCCUUCACCUUCCACGUCAAGAAGGUCCGUGAGGGGGAGAUUGAACCCACACCAGAACCUGAGGAAGAGGAGGAGCAGGUGGAGCAGAACGACGAGGUCCAGGAGGGUCUUGCAGAGCAGGAAGGAGGUCUAGUGUCAGGGGUGGAGGAAGGUGAACUGGUCAAUCUUGAUAGCUCAGAGAUGGAGGCCUUCCUAGAAGCAGCUGAUCAAUCACGACUGGCGUUCCAGGAGACGGUGAGGCCAAGAGAGAAGGCCAGCCAGUAAGUCCAACAUGAUGAACCCUGGGAAAAGCUCAACAUGGAAAAAUAAUGUGGAGGUCUGAAGAUGAAUAAGGCUAAAAGGAUGUAGGGAACUGAGAUGUGCUUGAGGACGGAUUAGAGAGUAAACGAAUGGAGUUGACUGGACCUUUGGCUGAACAUUUUAGUUUGUUUUUUUGUUUUUUCUUAUUAUUUUCUCAACCCCAAGGUUGCAUUUUUUGUUUUGUUUUGUUCGGUUGUCAAUCUUUAAAUUGACUAAUGGUCAAGUGUAUGAUCAGAUCCUUUUUAACAUGAAUAUCAAGAUUUAAUCAACAUUUAAAAUCUUAAAAAACCAAUGUAUUAUAGUAUUUUCAGAAAAGAUGGAUGUGAGGCGGUUUGUGCUCCGCAAGAAUAUUUUCAUAACACUCUCAUGGCAUUUAGCUCCCAUUAGACAUUUAAUAUGAACUUAUUAAUUUGUAAUCAAAUUUGUAACCAGGUUGCAGCCAGAUAUUGCCAAUAUAUAUUUAUGUAAGUGCCUGUAUUUAAAGAAUAUCUUGUGUUAUUUGUACUAUCAUGUGAUGUGAUGGCUGCUGAUUUCAACAGUAUAAAUUAAUAGCAGGCCCUAUGCAUCUUACAGAACAUCUGGGCUUUGAUUUCAUGCCAUGAAUGAACUAUUGGAAGCUGUUGAAAGUGAAAACCUCAAGGUGCUAGAAAGUACGUUGUCUGACGGAAAUAUUGUUUUGAGGGAAAAUAAACUGUAAAAUAUUCUAAUUGAAGAGAAAAUAUAAAAAAAAGAAAGAAAGAAUUACAAAUAACUACUGCUGACUGAACUUUUUUCUGUUGAAGCUGAAGGUUUUAAUAAUGACGUGGAUAUGACGAGUUGUUUUGUGAUCUAAUCACUGGUUUGAACGUAAUCCAAGCUCCAAAGGUUUUAAAUGCUUCACUCUUUGACUCAGGCUUUAUGUAAAAAAAUUGCUUCAAUUGACGUCUACAGACAGCAUAAUCUGAUAUUUGAUCUAUACAUGUAAACAAGAAGCUCUUAGCAGUCACUGGAAAAGUUACUUUUCAGAAUUCAGUUUUAUUCAUUCUGAGGUAAAUUCAUUUGACUGUUUACCUUGUUUGUACAUAUACACUUUUACAUGCUCAAACUAUUAUCUUUCUCACACACACACACAAAUAGAGUGUUAGGUGAACAGGGACCUACUCAAUGGAAAAGUAGUACUGAUAUAAUAGUCAUUGUGUAGUCCAGCUCACUGAACUAAAGAGAAAUACAUCAUAGUUCUAUCCUGAGUAUUCAACUCCAUUACUGAUCUUUCAUUGUACUUUAAGUGUUUUCAUGUCAAGUAGUUGGCCCACAUUACUGCAUGUAGCUUGAACAGACUAAUUUUUACAAACAGUACACUCACUGAAAACACAUUUUGUAUCAUGCUUUUUAUGAUCUGGUGUUAUGAAAAUAUGACUGAAUGAAGCUUCUUAUGGGUUUAUGGCUCUGCUAUUGUCCUUGUGAAAUGUGUGGCUGUAUAAAUGGAUUUUAGGCUUAGGUUGCUUUUAAUAAACAAAUAAAAGUGUCCACCUUUGUGC
Messenger RNA from Labeo rohita (rohu), 3299 nucleotides. RefSeq names its product caveolae associated protein 1a (gene cavin1a). The transcript is spliced from 2 exons. Gene Ontology annotation, biological process: termination of RNA polymerase I transcription; transcription initiation at RNA polymerase I promoter. Lineage: Eukaryota; Metazoa; Chordata; Actinopteri; Cypriniformes; Cyprinidae. Gene Ontology annotation, molecular function: rRNA primary transcript binding. The coding region runs from base 439 to 1746 and encodes 435 amino acids. The record is from RefSeq and is a predicted model, not a curated record. Gene Ontology annotation, cellular component: cytoplasm; caveola.